UCCGCUAAGCAGUCUUCUUCCCGUCACGCGAUGUCAGCCCACGGGUCCCCCUCACACGCCUCCACCGCCUGAAACACCGACCGCAUCCACCCCUUCACCGCCUCCAUCCGACGCGCCUCAUUCCGCUCCGUCACCUUCAGCCGCUCAUGGUACCGCCAGAACGUCGCCUUGAGCGUCUCCGUGUCCAUGUACUCGGUAAUCUCCAUCUCAUCCGGCAGCGGCUCCUUCUCGUAGCCCAGCACAUCCUCCUCGCUCAUCUGGUCGCUCAGCUGGCGGUCGGCAUCCGUGGCCGCCUGCCGCUUCUUGAGGUCACGCACCGCUGCCACCACCCUGCCGACCAGCUCCUCCGUCUGACGGUGCCUCUCUGCCGCGGCAGCGAGCCCGGCAGCCCAUGUGUCGUCGAAUUGCGUGCUGUCCUGGGGGAUGGGAGGGGGGUUGGGGGGAGGGGGCAGGUUGGCGACGGCUGGGAGGGCGGAGGCGUAUGCCUGGAGCGUCUUGGGUCCCGCCCCGAACUGCUUCAUGCACUUGACCAACUCGCCGUAAGGGCCCUCCUCGCUGAUGUCCACUUCCAUCGCCUGCCCGGCCUCCCCCUCCCCCUCCCCCUCUCCCUCUCCCUCUCCCUUGACCUUGACCUCGUCCGUGGCUGGGGCCAUCGACACAUCGGUUGGCGGCUGCUUUUGCCGCUCCGCGGGUGUGGGGGUAAGCGAAGGGAUGACGGGGGGCUGUGAGGGGGCGGCAGCUGCAGCGGCAGCUGCUGGCACCGCAGUGGGUGGUGCAGGUGCCGACAUGUCUUCCUGGGGCUUCUCUGUGCCUGCCGCUUCGACCUUCACCUCGUCCUUCUUCUCCUCUAUCUCCAUCGCCGUCGUCCCCUCGGCAGCGUGCUCGGCCUUCUCUUCGGCCACCAUGCCCUCCUGUUGCUGCUGCCGCUGCUGCUGCUGCUGGGCCUCCUCUGUCUUGUGCUUGACCGCCAGUGGUGCGGCCUUCUCGGGCACAGGUGGUGUCUUCUUGGGCUCGGGUGCGGCCGGGGGGGAUGCCUCUUCUUUGACGACGGCAGCAGCUGCUGCAGCUGCACUGGCGGCAGCUUGUGUGGGAGAGGUGGUGGUGACGGUCUUCUUUUUCUUCUUCUUGGGCGGAGGGGCCGCAGGAGGCACCGACUCACCACCACCAGCAGCACCAGCACCAGCACCAGCCGCAGCACUGCUGCUGCUUGCGGCAUCAGCCAUCCCCUUGUCCGCACCGGCCUCCUCCUCGUGUGGCCUCUUCUUCUCGCCCUUUCCGCCAGCCUUGGCUGCUGGGGCUGCUGGGGAUGCUAGUGGUGGCGCCUUCUUGGGGAACGAUGGGGGCGGCUUGAGCCGCUGGCCGGGCUUCUUGGCUUCGGGCGAGGCCUCCUUGGCGGCUGGUGGAGAGACCUGCUUUGCUGGCGUCACCACUGCAGGGGCAGAGGCCGAGGAGGGCUGCUGCUUGGGUGCAGUGGGCUGGGCGGGCUGGGCUGUGGUCUUGGGCUGCGGCGCCUUGAGCUCGGGCACGGCAGCCGGUGCUGAGGCUGCUUUGGCACUCUUCCCAGAGCCCACACUAUCACCUGACAGGCGGAACACCAAGAUGCCAUGCAGACACACACAGGUCAUUGUGAUGCUCACCAGCAACCCACCCCUCUCUCUGCAUUCACUUACCACUUUUCUGACGCAGCUGUCUGCCGGUCUUGGCCUUCGGGACGACAGGUGGGGCCUUGGGAUGCUGGCUGGCAGCGCUCGAAGCACUGGCAGCAGCUGCAGCUGCUGGUGCUGCUGCUGGUGCAGGGGGCGCUUGUGCGGCGCCGGCACUGGACGGGGAGGCAUCGAGUGGCGACUGCGACCUCUUCCGCUUGGUCUUGGCCUUGUCCUUGGCUGCACUCUUCCUCUUGGCCGCAUGCUUGGGUGAGGGGGCACCUGCUGCCGUGGGGGACGCGCCGGGCGAUGCCUUCGAGAGGCCGCCAGCGGACUUCUGACGCGCUGGCGCGUAGAAGAUGAUGUGAAUGCACAGACACAGAGGUGACGGAUGCCCGAGUUGGUGUUGGUGAUGGUUGAUUUCCGUGUGCAUGAGGUCUCCUCACCUGGUGGUGCUUUCGCGUCGGAGAAGGUUCUUGGCAGUGGCGGCUUGCCUGCCGCCUUCGACGCGCUUUCGCCACCGAUACCCAUCCCCUGCACACGGGCAGACAGCCGUGCAUGGCUUGUGCCAAGUGUCGGGAGGCUGGAUAUGCGCACCUACCUGUGCGGCAGCAGCUUUUGCCUUGGCCUUGGUCUUGGGUCGAGACGCCACAAUGUCGGCCUCGCCCGCGUGCCCCUGACCCUCGGCGGCCACCCCUCGCUGCACACAACAACGCACAGAGAGUGAGUGAUAGUGGAUGCACCCGAUGCCUCCCUCUCCCUCUCUCUCUCUUCCUUACCCUCCUGCCCGCAGCGGCACUAAUCGCAAUCUGUCCCAGCGCUACCCCGAACAGCCCUCUCGCCCGACCCUUCGAAUCAUCGGCUUUGCCGUGUCGCCUCUCGGCAGCCUUGGCCGCCGCCUCACCCCUCUGCUCACCCGGCUCACCCUCGUCCCUCUCCUCACCCGGAAUACGAGCCUGACCUCGACGCAGAGGCGGCUCCAGCGGCAUGGGGAUGGGGGGAAGACCGCCUCCUGCUGCUGCUGCUGCUGCUGCCGCUGCUGGCGUGGGUAGUAGUGGUGGUGCAGCAGAUGGUUCAGCAGUCGACAGAGGUGGCGUCGCGCCGGUCUUGCCGGCCCUCAGCUUCGACUUCAGCGCCUCCAAUCGAAGCUGGUCGGGUGUGGGCGAUUGGCUCCGCUGCACAUCGACCGCACCGCUGCUUGGACUCCCACCGCCAGGCUGGGCGGAUGAUGUCGCUGGCGGCACCGGCAGACCCGACGAAGGGAGGGCUCCCGCGCUCUCGGGCUGUGUCAUGUGGGGCCUCGGUGACAGCCGCACAUGCGCCGAUGCCUUCGGCCGCAGGACGGGCGCGGGUGAGCCUUGCGGGGAGGCCUGCAGGACGGGUGGCGACCCUCCAUGCUGCUGAUGCUGGAAGGGGUCGAACUGCGAGAUCGCAGGUACCUCCAUAUCAUAGUAGGACACCGGUGGGCGGCCACCUGGUCCAGGCGGGGGAGGGGGAGGGUGGUCCUGAGGUGUCUGGUGGGAGGGGGCGUUGGGCCCUGGGGUGAGUGUGGCCGACCCCACCGGAUAGAAGGACAUCCCUCGGCCUCCGCCGCGGCCACCGCGGCCACGCUGAUGCGGAUGAGACAUAGUGAGCAAACAGCUUGUAAUCAAAUCAAUCACUUCACCAACAGGAGGCCUGAACACACAAGCAGCGGGGCAAACGACACACACGAGGAGAUGCGGUCACGACGAUGCAUGCCGAAAGGAUUGCGUGUCUGCCAUCCUUGCCCUUCCUCGUCGUGUCUGUCCCGUGUUCCUCACCUGCGGUCCUCACGAAGCUCUGCUUCAAACAAGUUCGCAACACGUCGUUUAAGAACGCCCGCCAACAGCUGCUGGCAGUCGUGGGCAGAUGGCGUGAACAACGGCC
Molecule: messenger RNA, 3551 nt
Organism: Vitrella brassicaformis
Lineage: Eukaryota; Vitrellaceae
Source: the annotation of a GenBank genome assembly